UCCUCAUCCUCCUCCUCCUCCUCCUCCUCCUCAUCGCCGAGGGCCCGGCCGUUGCUCCCCGCCCCGGGCCCGGGCCGGGGAUGCGCUGCUCGGCGGUCCCUCGUAGGAGCUACUCGGCGGGCGGGGAGCGGGAUGGAGGUGGAGGAGGCGUUCCCGCUGGUGGGGCAGAUGGGGCCCUACCAGGUGUAUCUGUGCGUCCUGCUGGCCGUGCUCCUCCAGUUACAUAAUGUGUCACUGAGAUGUGCAAGAGCAAGACUGAAGGCAGGUUCCACGACUGGUGUUAAGUCUUUUGUCUGGUUUAUCGUCAGUCUUUGGAGGAUGGACCCAAAGCUCUAUGUGGCCACUGAAGCCAUCCUCAUUGCAUUGGUGGGCGCAACUCCUCCCUACCACUGGGAUCUCCAAGAGCUCUCAGCUAAUUGGAGCCAUAGCAACCAGUCAGUGAGUGAGCAGAGAGCUUUUGGGGAAUGGCUUCUGACUGCCAAUGUCAGUGAGGUGCAUAAGCACAUACACUUCAGCAGCAGCUUCACAUCAAUAGUCUCAGAGUGGUUUUUAAUUGGCAACACAUCAUACAAAGUCAGUGCUGCCAGUUCUUUCUACUUCAGUGGUGUGUUUGUGGGAGCAAUCUCCUUUGGCCAGCUCUCAGAUCGCUUUGGGAGGAAGAAAGUCUAUCUCACAGGUUUUGCUCUUGACAUCUUGUUUGCCAUUGCAAAUGGAUUCUCGCCCUCGUAUGAAUUCUUUGCCAUCUCUCGCUUCUUGGUAGGGAUGAUGAAUGGUGGGAUGUCACUGGUGGCCUUUGUUCUACUGAAUGAGUGUGUGGGUACUGCCUACUGGGCAUUAGCAGGAUCUAUUGGUGGCUUGUUCUUUGCUGUGGGAAUUGCCCAGUAUGCUUUAUUAGGGUACUUCAUUCGUUCCUGGAGAACUCUGGCUGUUGUGGUUAACCUGGAAGGAACAAUCGUCUUUCUUCUCUCUCUAUUCAUUCCAGAGUCUCCCCGCUGGCUCUAUUCACAAGGCCGGCUGAAUGAAGCAGAAGAUGCCCUCUACCUCAUUGCGAAGAGGAACCGCAAGCAGAAGUGCACUUUUUCGUUAAAACUCCCAGCAGAGAGGAGCUCCAGAGAGGCAGGCAGCUUCUUGGAUCUGUUCCGAUAUAAGAUUCUCUUGGGACGCACCUUGAUCAUGAUGUUUACCUGGUUUGUGUGCAGUUUGGUUUACUAUGGUCUUACUCUUAAUGUGGGUGACUUGGGUGGAAGUAUUUAUGCCAAUUUAGCCCUUUCAGGGCUGAUAGAAAUCCCAGCAUACCCAAUAUGUAUUUACUUGAUUAACCAAAAAUGGUUUGGUCGGAAGCGAACAUUGAGUGCGUUUCUGUUCCUGGGAGGAUUGGCUUGUCUUAUUGUCAUGUUUCUUCCUAAAAAGAAAGAUACUGGAGUGUUUGCAGUGGUGAAUAGUCGCUCUCUGUCUUUGCUGGGGAAACUGACAAUCAGUGCUGCAUUUAACAUUGUCUACAUCUACACAUCAGAACUUUAUCCCACAGUGAUCAGGAAUGUUGGAAUGGGUGCUUGCUCCAUGUUUUCCCGUGUUGGUGGAAUCAUUGCUCCUUUCGUCCCUUCAUUGAAAUCUGUACAGUGGUCUCUGCCUUAUAUUGUGUUUGGAGCAACUGGUCUUUUGUCUGGGCUCUUAAGUUUAUUGUUGCCAGAGACCUUAAACAGCCCUUUGCUAGAAACUAUUUCAGACCUGCAGGUAUGCUCGUACUGGAGGCUGGGUGAUGAAGCGAUGUCAUUGCAAGCCCUAGAUGGCUCACAGUCUGGAGACAAAGACAGUUCUGCAGGGAGUGGAAGUGAAGAUGAGGAGUUUUAUGAUGCUGAUGAAGAGACUCAUAUGAUCAAGUAAUGAAAAGAAGAAACACUGGCCUAUUUUAUGCCUUUUCUUACUUGUCUUACAGCUGGACCGACUGGAUGAGUACUAGGGACCUCACCUGUCAGGGAAUGUAAUUGGGCAAGUGCUUGUGUUUUUCCUGACGAGGAGAGGGGUUUGAGUACUGUUCAGACUAAUUACACCACUGAUGCUCUCCAUAUGAGACAGCUGUUCAAAUUCUUGUGGUUCAGAAUGACAGUGCAUGGACUGCAUUUGAAGCCAGGUGAGACAGCAAGGGUGGGAUCAUGUAUUUCUGAAGCCUAGGAAAUUACUUAGGCUUAGACAGAUUUGGACAGCUCAUCAAUGCACAUGCUUGUAUUUUAUUUUCAAGGUCGUUGAUUUUGAUUCAGUACAAAUUGAUAAACUGGAAAACAUGCGCUGUUCUCUUUCUGUAGAGUGAAAGUGGUCACAAUGUGCUGUGUGCUACUCCAGUGGGAACAAAUUCCUGAAACUGUAUGUUAAAAUGGUUUCUGCGUAUUGAAUAGGGGAGAGGCAACUAUGAACAUAAGGUUUCUCUAUCUGCACAUAGACACCUGUAUAAAGUUACAGGGUGCAGCUGGUUAGUCAUGUGCAUUAACUUAGUGAUAAUGGGAGGCCAGGAGGAGGGACUACAGAAAAGAACAACCAUAAAGCCUGCAGACAUAAAGGGCAUUACUGAUUUUUUUUUUUUCCCCUUUUCAUCCACUGAGCAUUUUCUUGGGCUGUCUUAUGCAUACAUUUGCCACAUGUUCCCCACAUCUCAGCACUGCUGUUUAUAGCUUUGCCUACUUUUACCUUGUCCUCACUUUGCCAUAAAUAUUGAAGCUCCACAACUUCUCUGUGCAGUGAAAUAAUUAUGUGAAGGAUAUAGUUUCAUGGGUGGGACAUAGGUGAGUUAUUUAUCACAUACUGUGUGUGUGAGAUGUGUGUUAGAAUAUAUAGCUCAUUUUUGUGGACCUAUCUGUGUCUUUAUUUCUGGAAGAAACUUAACUCUGAAGUGGUAAGAGCAACUAUGGGUUGCUGUUACAUUUUGGGGGUUAUUGCCAGGAAGCUGCUAGUAUUUAUUUUAAAAUCUUGUGUGUAAAUAAAGUUCUCAUUUAAAAAAAAAAAAAAAAGGCAAACCUCUUUGAAACAGAAUUUGGUUACCUGUUUCUUUACCAGGUGCUUGUUCAAGCACUUGGUUACUUGACCAUAUUGAGGAAGACAACUUCACUCUCCUGAUUAUACUGAACUUUCUGUAAGUGCUUCAUUAGAGGGAUUUGGAAUCUUGAAAUAUGAAACAUGAACAUAUGAAAUGUUCCAGCUACAAAGAUGAGGCCUUACAAGGAUUCAGUUUUCUUGAUUACAUUGUCAUCUUCAUCCUCUAACCUGUGGCAUUCUAUUUAAGAUUGAUUUCCAUAAAAUAUUUGUUAGUCUUUAUACUUGGAGUUCCUAGCAAAGUGCCACACAAUGGCAGCAAGUAUAUUGUUAGGCUUGCUAGCCAUUUUUGUGGAUGUUAAAGUAAAAAAACUGGAUUAAAAAAAAAAAAAACAAAAAAAAACCCCAAAAAAACCCAAAAUACCUAAAAGUUGACUGCUGAGUAGUUUCUGGGUAAACUGGGAAGCUCCUUUACUCUGAAAGGAAAGGAAAGUAAACAGCAUCAGAAGUUUGUUGCAGCUAGCUGCUUGAACUUUGUUCACUGGGAACUGUAAUGCUGAGCAAAGUGCAACUACCCUGGUUGGUGCAGAGGGCAGCCCAGAGACUGCAGAUUCACACAUGCAGUACUCCCACUUGGCCUGGACUUGAUCCAGGCAUUGACUGUGAGCAAAGUUGGAAACUUCAGUCCCUAUGGACAAUGUGUCAGUAUUGUUGUGAUUUUCAUCUGCGUUAAGAGCUUCACUAGAAGAAUUCCAGCCUGCAGUCUUCACUUUGUUUUUUCCAGACUGUUGAAUAGUUGUUGUAGCUGUGGCAGGGCACUUUUAAAUGCAGCCAGGUAGUCUUUCUGCCUUAUUUGGCCCUUCUGUAUGCAAGAAAAUUGCUCCAAAUAAGGUACUUGGAAAGGUUGAAUCUAUUUGUUCAAAGAAUUUUUUUAAAUUUUGCAUUCACAUUUUGAAUUAUGGACAGCAGAAAACUGACUUUUUGUUGCUGAUGGCUUCUAAAUAAAUAAAACCUGUUUGCUUAGAAGCAAACAGUGGUAAGCCUGAUGGUAUUAACAUGCUGCCAAGACCCAACAGGUUCUCUUAGGUGUUUGCUGCCUCUGUCCCUCUUUGAAUGGUAAGUUGAGUAAGUCACUUGAGAGGCAGACAGGAACUGUUAGCCGCCUUCUCUCCAUAGUCUUCCUGUCAUUAUCUGCUACUGGCAACCCUGGUCAUGCCAUGGGACACCUCAGCAUAAUUUUCAUUAGAACAGUAGGAUGCUGUAAUGAUUCGGGUGGAGGAGAUCACUCUCUGCAGGACCUGAGCUGCAUUUUGUGGCAGUCUUCAACUUAUAAUUAAACUUAUUUCUCCACUCAUGCACUUUUAUAUCAUAAGUAUACAUAUGUAAAAUUGUGAAAACAAGAGUGAAGAAAGCAUCAGCAAUUUUUUUUCAUAAAAGUUGCUGCUCUUUUUUUAAACCUUGAAUCUGUCCUGUGUUUGCACCUUUGGAAUUUUAAAGGGCAGCAUCUUUUUUGUCAACCAUAGGAACUCUCUAUUGUUACUUUCCCUGGCCAGUUAAUUCACAAGUUUUAUAGGAGACAAUGCCUCCAGGAAGAGCUCAGCAAUGUAGUAUCAGGCUUCUUACAAUUACUUGCUCUUCCUCUUUGUGUUCUGAAGUCCAAAUCCAUUAAGUGCAUUAAGUUUCUUUUCGGAGAGUUUUGUUUUAUAAGAACUGGCCUUCUGAUACAGAAACCUGUAGAAUCACUUUUUUCUUACCCAUAGAGUGUAAUGCUUUAUAAUAUUGAGAUACUUGUGCUAUAUGCAACAUUCGCUGGGGAGAGAUGCUGCACAGUGUUUUGUAGCCUAUGUGGUCACCAUUUUCUGUAUCCAGAUGGAGCAUUGCUGCUAAGCAGAAGUUCUUCAUUUGAACAGUGCCUGCUAUUAUGGGUCUCACAACCAUGUUACUUGGAAGCCCAAGUGAGAAGGUCAGAGAGAACUUGUGAAUUUGAAGUUAUAUGUAAGCAGUCUGCCUAGGCCCAGUUAAUAGAUCUCAGUGUUUGGGCAGUAAGCUUGCCCUGAGGAGCUACUGGAGAGCAGAGGCUAAUACAAUACUAGACAUACCACAGUUUAUGACAUACUGUAAUGCGAAGAGUCUGAGACCCAACAUCCUUGCUUUAGUUGAGUGAAGUAUGACUACCUUACCCAUGUUUUUUGCUAGAGUAGCUUUGUAUACUAAGCAGCCUAUACUGUUAGUUGGUUUUUGUAUUGUGCAGGCACUAGGAUACCUACCCCUAAGAUGGGAACUCCAUCCCUGGAUUCCUUUGGUUUUGUAGCUGUCAUUUUUUUCAGCCAGCUCACUUAGUGGGAUUAUGCUAGAGAUGAGAGAGGCUUUCCCAUGGUGCUGAUUAGUCAGAUCUUAAUACUGUCUCAGGUGAGGUAUGUUUAGGAUUUUGCUAUCUGGGGACCUCACAAGUGAUGCUUGAAUACAGCUAGGAGUGAAGGAGAGUGAUAGGUCAUGUGAGACAGCAAGGAGGAGAAUCAGCUGGAGGGAGUCGAAAGAAUAGAGGAUUCAACAGAAACACUUUAGGGCAAGGGUAAGUGAAAACACAAGAUAGUAGCCAUUGGGUGGAAAUACCCUUCUAGCUGCUUGUGUUGACUUCAAGCUUCUCCUUUCAGAGCUAGCAUCGGUUCCAGGCUGUCUUACUGGGGACACUAGUUUCAUGAUUUCCUUUUUAAUGUCAGCUUUGUUCAGCACUACUACUUCAGUGAUGAAACAUUUCUUCUGAUCCAUAUAAAAUGUGGAAGACUUAGGUUUUCUUUUGGACUCAGCUUUUCUAUGAAAUGGCAUGUCACUGAAAUCAUUAAAAUUUGUAAAGCCCUCUUUUGGAGAAUGCUGUAUAACUGGUCAUCACUUAAUUUGCCUUUAGAAAGAUAGGAAGAUGAGACUUAUUUGAUGCAUUUUUGUCACACAACUUCUUGUGAAGUGAUACUUCGGCCUUCUAAAAGGAAUUUACUACCUGGCUAUUCUUGAUAGGCUGAAGAGAAUAGAAUAGGGAAGUGAUUUGACAAGUUUAUUUUUUAAACUACUUCCCCUGAAAACAAAGCUAGUGCUCCCCAUUUAGGGAUUGGGGAAGUGCUGUUCAGAGACUCCCUGACACACCAGAAACUUAGAAGUUCUGUGUUUAAGGAGGGCCACAGGUGACUUGGUGUUCAGGUCGGGGUCCUGAGUGAAGAACAUGUCCACAUCUCUCCAGAGACACCUAAUUAACACGGAGCAGGUUGUAGCUAAUUGCCACCUUUGUUACAGUCAAGGCUUUAAGGAUUGCAGCUACAUGUUCCUCUGCUCACAGUGCAUAAUCCAUGCCAGGGUUUCCAGACUGUAUGGAUGUACAGAGGCUAGCAGAAUAUCCUUUGCAGAACCAUGGGGAAUGCAGUUAAGCUGUACAUUUUCCAGCCUAUUUCACCUAAGUGUAUAAAAGCCAUUUGCAAGAGAAUGUUUUUGUUCCUACUAGGAAGAGGGGAAAGUGAGGAACAAACUUACUUUUCCUAGAGUGUGUUAAUGGAAACAUUUGAGCUAAAACUCUUGUUCCUGAGUCUUCCGCAUAAUCACCAAAUGCAGAUUUGGUUAGUAUUUUGUUUUAGCUGAAGGAUGGUGUGCUAUGUAUACCUUUUCCCACCCUGUUAGAGCUUCUUUGAUCAUGCUCUUUGACACAGCUGAAUCUAGGCAUCUGUGCAUGCAAGUUGAGCCUUGCAGUAAGUAUGUCAGAAAAGCCCAAGAGCAGUGCUGUCAUUUGAUGGUGGAAGUUAGUCUGGCCUGACACAUUUAAUGCCUGUGUCAGAAAUGUCUAUAUUCAGCUGUUUACCAAAUGGGAGACUUAGGGUAUAGCUGUAUUUUGAGUCUUGUUGCUUGUAUCUUACUACGAGAUAUAUUAAGUGGAAGAAAGAUACGUACAUAAGAAAACCUGUGACAGAUCUAACUGUAGAAUUGGAGGGUGAACAAACUUAUACAGAAUUUUUUCCAUGCUAUGUAUUUUUAAUGCCUUGUCCAGUCUAUUGUAGCCUUCAGAUUUUCCAGGUGCUACUGUUAUUUAAGUCUAAUAGAGCUGGAUAAAACUUUCACCCUGAUAGUCUGAAUUCACUGAACUCUCUCAUGUUAUUCUUGGUACUACUUGCUGUUUCUGUCAUUCUGAAAAAAGCUCCUGUAUUGCCUAAUGGGGAGCAGAUUUUUCUGUUCUAAUUUAAAGUGCCUGUUUUACAAAAGUUGUCUUUAAUUUCCUCGGUCAACUUGAUACGGGACUGUGUGUAAAGUAACAUCAUGGAAUUGGAUUAUAUAAGUGCCAAAGACAGUUUUUGCUGGAAAGCAAAGGUCCAAAACUAGUUCUAGUUGCAUUCAUUUGGAAUUCUUCCAUGCAACCUGCUAAAACUGGUAUUUACAAGCAUCUCCAGAGCUUUAGGGGACAGAAAGGGAGUUACUUUUGCUUGUCUUUCAUUGCUCAGUUCACUUAAGUAGCUUUUGUUUCUGGGAAACCAAAGAAAUUAAAUGAAGGAUUUAAGAUAAAGUGUAGGUUUUGUAGAACAUGCAGCAUUUAUACCAUGUAGCCAUUAUAGAGAAAUCUGCAGAGUCUGUUUGCUUCUGAGUUGGAAGUGUCAAAGCUUACUCUAAGACUGAUAAAACCUGGUUAAAAACUGCACAUUGGAAUUUGUUAGUUCAUUCAUCAGCCUUACAAACGAGCAUUGCUAAUAACAGCUUGCCUGGAGCUUCAUAGGAUCUAGCAGAUUUCUGUAAAAUGCACAGUCUGUUUGAGGUAUUACUAAAUAAUAAUGUCUAGAGUUUAAAUCCCUAUUGCAACUAGAAUUCACUGCAAGUCAGCCCUAUCAUGGCUGCUUGUUUGCCAGUCAGUAAAUAGGCAGAUGGCUAAAUGUUUAUGCAGCAAGAGCUGGCUGCCCCCAGAAGAAGAGUUUAAAAGAAAUAAUCUUUCUCCAGCGUGUAUGUAGAAGGAAGCGGGACCGUGGGGUGUCAGGGUCCUCUCAUACAGCAAACUUAUAGAAGGGAGUAUGUUUAAAUAAGUACUUGCCCACCCUUAUUUACAAAAGGUUUGUAGAGGAAGCAGGUCUUUAGCAUGCAUGUUACUGCCUCCCUCCAACACAUCUGAGGUGCUCGUAUUAUACCUACUUUGUCAGGAGGCAGGCAGAAAGUAUGGCAGUAAGAAAACCUUUGCCAAUAUUGAAAGUUACAUUUACUUAAAGAUGUCCGAUGAGAGUUAUCUGGCACAGCUGUGUUCAAACAAAAUGUUUUUAAAUGAUGGAAACUUGAUUGGGAGACAGGCAUUUCUCAUGUUAGUUUGUCGGGGGAAAAAAAAAAUAUCAGUGUUGCAGACACUGAUGAAAAUUGUUAUAGAGCAGAAAACUGCUGGGCAAUUUGUGAUAAAAGAAUUUAUUGUGGUUGUGAUUUUACAUAUGCCUCUAAAAGACUGGUUUCAAGUAUUUGAUCUUUGUCACUCCCCAAAGUCUAAUCCAAACUUUAUUUUGUUGUUGUUAAAAGUUGAGUAAGUCAUGUAGAAAUUGGAAGUAUAUUUUUCAUAUGGAUACUUUUAUUGCACUACCUUUCCUUCCUGAAUCUAAUAAUACUUUGAUUUUUUUAAGCUACCUCUUUAUGUUGAGCUUUCUUGUCAAUUUUGUAUUUAAUUGAUUUUUAAGAAACUACAAAAUAUUUCCUUUUAUUUAUGUGGGAAUCCAUAACUUAAAGACCACAAGUCUUCCUUCUUUUUUUUAAGUUUUUCUUAAAGGCCUUUUAAAUUUAAAGACUUAAGCUUUUGAAGGAGCAGCAUAAUUACACACUUAGAACAUGGAUUUUCCUGUGUGUACUGUUUGCUUUUAGAAGGGCCAGAAGCCCUUAAUUUUAUACUAACCUCGGUUGAGGAUGUGACUUUUGGGGGGCCAUAAAAAGUUUUGAGUUGGGAAAUUUUAAUCCAUUUAAUUUAUUCCCAAUUAAAGAGCUUCUAGUUACUGGUUUUGGCGUUGAAAGAAAAAAUAAAGAAAGCAUGUAGGGAAAACACUGCUGCUUUUUUCCAGACACCACUUUUCCCUCUCUCCCCCAUGCCAUCCUCCACCCCACGGUGGUCUCCAGUUCCUUGGCUGCGUGUUACGCUCAGUCCCUUCAGCAAGGCAACAGGCAGCACAGGAGAUUGGGAUCAGUCUGUUGUGCUUGCUGUUCUUUCGCUGCUCCUUGUUUCUUACUCAGCUGCUCUCGUGUGGGUUUUUUCACCAGCCGCAGUCCCUUCGGCGUUGUAGCUCCUUCUGAGUCUACUCUCAGCCUCUGCUCAGGCUAUGAUUUUCCUUUGGCAUUUCUCCUGCUCAGCUGCCUCUCCUUUCGGCUCCUCUUGUGCUGGCAUGGUCUUAUCCUUUUUUCCUCCUACUGCUAUAGCACUGUAAUCUUUUUCUUGGCAUUUACUGCCCUUUCUUAAACAUGCUUUUGCAGAAGUGCUAGAAACUCCUCUGACAGCGUUGGAGUGCAGUGGGUCAGUCCCCACUGUGCCCAAGAGGCAAUGGACACUAACUGAAACACAGGAGGAUCCAUCUGAACAUAGGCAAGCACUUUUUUACAGUGAGGGUGGCAGAGCACUGGCACGGGUUGCCUGGAGAGGUUGUGGAGUCUCCAUGCGUGGAGAUAUUCAAAAGCCAUCUGGACAUAGUCCUGGGCAGCCUGCUUUAGUAGGUGGCCCUGCUUGAGCAGGGGGCUCGGAUCAGAUGGCCUCCAGAGGUCUUUUCCGACCUCAGCCGCUACAUGAUUUCUGAGCUGGCUGGAACCAGCACAGGGCAGUCCUGGGCUUCUUCCCACACAAGGCACCCUGCAGCCCCAAAACCCUGACAGUUAUGCUCAAUACGUGACUGUACAGGGUUUUCUUGCAAAUCAAGUCCUUACAGGUUGAGCUGACAGUUUUUGUGAGUGGUAGUUGGUACUGCAUUCCCUUUCUGUGUUACUGUUGUCUUAGGUCAAGUAAAUGAAACUCCUAAGGAUAUAAUCAGACAUUUAUAGCAGAGUUCUGUGUCUGGUUACAUUUGGAUCCCUGCUGAUUUCAAAAGACAGAACUUAGAUCUCCACUUGACCAGAGGAGCAGCCAAAGGGGUAAACUACUUUCUGUUCAACCCUGCAUCAUCAUGAAAACAAAUCUUCGUAUAAUCUCUAUAUCCUGUAGACUUUGUAUUGCUUCCGCAUGCCAGUUUAAUUUGAACCAACAAUCAAAAGUCCUUGCCAGUUGAGAGUUGAGUAACAGGAAAGUGGGCAUAGGGGGGAAUAGAUUCACUGCAUCAAACAAAAAUCAAGUUGUAUAUAGUUGGUGUGUGUAUUUUUAAAUAUGUAAUUUGGAUUACUUGAAUACUGAGUGUUAUGAGCCUUCCUGUGUAAAAAAUACUUCCUGUAUUAGUGUGCUGUUGUUAACUCAGAGUUGUACUGCUGAAAAGUCUGUUUUUAGAAUACUUGAUCUGAGAAGUGGCAACUAAAGACAGCGUAAGCUUUUCCACAAUAGACCUUUUAUGGUGGUAUAUUCAUAUGUUCUGUGAACAGCUGUUGGAUCCAUCUUUUUAAGAUGUUCUUUACCAUAGGUGAGGGGCCAUAACAAAUGUUGAAAUAUUCAGAAUAAUUGCACUUACCUAUUCUGUUUUCUUAUUGUAUUUCCUAUGCAUACUGCCUUACCUGUAUGUACUGUAUUUCAUUGGAGGUACGAAAGGUAAAUAUCAGGUUCUUCAUUUAUAAAAUGUAAAUUAGUUUUAAAAAUAAUUCUGUAAUACUACAUAUUUUCCAGUGAUAUCUGUCUUCUAAGAGAAGGUGAUGGUGGUAAGGCCAGGUGAAUUUAGUCAAAAGUUAAUAUUGGUGGUCUUUACAUUCUCACUUAAUUUCUGAAUAAUUUUGAUCAUUUGAAAUAUAUUUUUUUUCUUUUAAGAUUUUUGUAGAGGCUAACCUAUGUUAGUAAGCCAACUUUUAGAUGAUUUGUAACAGCUCUGAUACUGCCUCUGACUCAUACAGUUCAUAUAAUGUCUUUGUAACUUAUUUUGUGCCUUUUCUUCCCCUGACACAAUCUCUCAAUAAAAACAAGCUCUUUUGCAACACUGCAAA
Aquila chrysaetos chrysaetos is the source of this 11115-nucleotide messenger RNA. RefSeq names its product solute carrier family 22 member 15 (gene SLC22A15). Gene Ontology annotation, molecular function: transmembrane transporter activity. Gene Ontology annotation, biological process: transmembrane transport. The transcript has 13 exons. Lineage: Eukaryota; Metazoa; Chordata; Aves; Accipitriformes; Accipitridae. Bases 133 to 1884 code for a protein of 583 amino acids. The record is from RefSeq and is a predicted model, not a curated record. Gene Ontology annotation, cellular component: membrane.